AUGAUUUGGCUGCCUCUGCUUGCAUCCUCUCUCAUUUUUAGAGAGGUGUGUGCUAUUCCCUCGUUUGAUGGAACAGUUAUUCCCGUCCUCCAUUCACGGUCUUCAUGCUCAGGCAAUACUGCUACCACACGAGAUGAGUGGUGCGACUAUGAUAUCUCGACAGACUACUACAAUGAGGUCCCAGACACUGGCGUCACUCGGGAGUACUGGCUCGAGCUUACCGACGUUACAGUAGCGCCGGACGGUGUCUCACGCUCUGCGCAGGCGAUCAACGGAAGUAUUCCUGGUCCUACGCUCUUUGCCGAUUGGGGAGAUACUGUGGUCGUCCAUGUCACCAAUACACUCUCGACUAGUAGCAAUGGCACCAGCCUCCACUUCCAUGGUAUUCGUCAGAACUUUACGAACCAGAAUGAUGGAGUUGUUAGCAUCACUCAAUGUCCCACCCCUCCUGGUAGCAGCAUCACCUACACCUGGAGGGCCACUCAGUAUGGAACCACAUGGUACCACUCUCACUUUGCCUUGCAAGCAUGGGAGGGAGUCUUUGGAGGCAUUAUCAUCAACGGCCCAUCUAGUGCCAACUACGAUGAGGAUUUAGGUGUUAUGUUUCUGAACGACUGGAGUCACCAGACGGUUGAUGAGUUGUACGAGUCAGCAGAGACGAGCGGACCACCUACACUAACGACGGGUCUCAUCAAUGGCACGAACGUCUACGAUACUACCGGUCACCGUUUUAACACAUCAUUUACGGAGGGGACGACAUAUCGACUGCGUCUUGUCAACGCUGCCAUUGACUCACACUUCAAAUUCUCUAUUGAUAACCACACCAUGCAAGUGAUUGCCGCCGACCUCGUCCCUAUUACACCUUUCAAUACCAGCAUCCUAAGCAUUGGCAUGGGGCAGCGAUAUGAUGUUAUCAUCACAGCCAAUCAAUCUUCCGUUGCCGAAAACUUCUGGAUGCGGGCCAUCCCACAAAGCGCUUGCUCGUCUAACGAUAACUCAGAUGAUAUCAGGGGUAUUGUCUACUACGGCGACAGCGCAAGCACACCUGAGACAACCGGAUAUUCGUAUAUAGACAGCUGCGCCGACGAAGAUACGUCUAACCUCGUUCCUUAUGUCUCUAAAACAGUUUCCAGCCAGACUGAGACCGAGGACGAGUCGGUAACGGUGGGCAAGAAUAGUAACAACCUAUUCAAAUGGUACUUGAAUAGUACAACCAUGGUGGUUGACUGGGAGAAUCCCACUGUGUUGCAGGUAUACGACGGCGCCACAGCCUUUAACACGUCCAAUGCUGUGAUCUCGUUGCCUGACGCCGGCCAAUGGGUUUAUACCGUUAUUAGUACGACGAUGCCGGUUCCGCACCCAAUCCAUUUGCAUGGCUUCGAUUUCUAUAUCCUGGCUCAGGGCACGGGUACGUAUAGCGACAGCGUGACGCUCAACAUGGAUAAUCCUCCGCGUCGUGACGUGGCUAUGCUCCCAGCAUCAGGCUAUAUCGUGCUCGCCUUUGAGACGGACAAUCCAGGAGCCUGGCUUAUGCACUGUCACAUUGGGUGGCACACAAGUGAAGGAUUCGGCCUCCAAUGGGUGGUGCGCGAGUCUGAGAUUGCUGACCUUAUCGACUACGAGUCACUCAAUGCGACAUGUGCAGCGUGGAAAACAUAUGCGUCAGACAACAGUGUUACUGAGGAUGAUUCAGGAAUAUAA
Messenger RNA from Trichoderma virens Gv29-8, 1701 nucleotides. RefSeq lists its product as uncharacterized. Lineage: Eukaryota; Fungi; Ascomycota; Sordariomycetes; Hypocreales; Hypocreaceae. The transcript is spliced from 2 exons. The record is from RefSeq and is a predicted model, not a curated record. The coding region runs from base 1 to 1701 and encodes 566 amino acids. Gene Ontology annotation, molecular function: oxidoreductase activity; copper ion binding.